CGUUAAAACAAAAUUGCAAAAACGCAACAAAUUCUUUUUGACAUUCUGCUUUAAAGUUGAUUUUCAAUUCAUUUCCCGGUAGCUUGCGAAAUUUUUAUUAGUGGCUAACAAUUUUUACAAUUUACCAAAUAAAAAACUAACCAUUCUCAUGCUAAAUUAUAGGCAUAUCUCAAUUAAAAUAAAGAACAAAUUAGAAAUAUAAUAAAAUUACAUAUUAAGUGGAUAUUUUAUUCACAAUUUAACAUUAUUUUGCAAAUCUGGAUGAAACUAGCGAAGCUAUGAUCGCCGCCUCAGAACCUUUGGAAUUCAUUCCUCGGGGGCGUCAGGCGGUUGAGGAGCACCCAGGUCCCGUGGUGCCAAUACCAAACUCUUGCAUCCCUACCGAGAAUGUUCUUCUCUACCGCAUGCAAAAUGUGAAUAUUUCCUCCAAUGAUGAACCAAAUGAGUUUUGGUAUAUACGCGAAAUAUAUACAGAAUGUCGACGAGACUCUCCACAGACACAACAAUAUAAAACAAAAAACAGUCCCGACUAUAUGACUGAUUUCUAUGUCAACUCCGAAGAAGAGUUGUAUGUGAAGAAAAAUACUGCUGUUUGGAACAGAGGUCUUCAUACAGAAAGAGGAGUUCUACCAAGAAUGUGCUUCACAUGUGAAACGCCUAUUAAAUUUGCAUUCUUUUGCAAUCAAAGCUUUCUGCAUGGUACCAUGAAGAAGGAGUGCGAUAAGACAAAACUCACUUCGAUAUGUUUAAUUGAUGCGUCAUGUCUACGAGUAUAUUGUAGUAAUGGCGAAGAUUUUACAUCAAAUUUAGAAUUCCCAGUCUCAAAUGUGUGGGUCACUAAAUACGGAAUACUUCUUGAAAAAGAAGCAAUCAACACAAUUGUUCAAAAUCUUGCUAUAUCAAUGCCACGAAUAUUUUCUCUUUCACAUCCACUCGAUGAAAUUUGCCCGGUGCUUAUCAAAUUAUCAAAUGGUGUUGUUAGUUAUCUCACCGAAGCUGAUUAUAGUGUCAUUUUCACUACCGAAUCCAGUGACUUAGUGCUACUUUACGAUAAUAAAAUGGGAAAACAUUUUGUAUCUAAACUGAGGAAAGCAACCGAAGAUGAAAUUUCAUAUGUUGGAUGCAAUAAUGACACAGCAUUUUGUAGUGCAAGUGUUAAUCAAACUCAACGACCUGGAAUGUCGAGUUUUUCUCAAAACUCUAUGAAAUUUUCAGCUGGAGCCAAAAACAGUACAGCAUAUAUGCCGCGAUCGAGUUUAGGAACUACUGGUUGCAAUCCACACAUCAGCAAGUUCCUUAGUUCUCAAUCGAUUAACAGUGGUGGUCCAAAUUUCAAUCGAACAAAUAGUCAAUCACCUUUAACUCGUUUACAAUCUUCAAUGGGACCACAUUCACUGUCAAUGCAAGAUAUUAGAAAACCCGGACAAGCUCAACCAUCCAAAGCAAUUGUUCCAGAUUAUUGUUUGGAACAUAUUUGGACCGAACAAAUAUUGUCAAAAGAAUUUUGUGAAAUUGCAACAAAAGCUUUUGUGCAUGUUGACUUGAUCGGACAAACAUAUCUUUGUUUUUUGCUACCAAGGUCUGCGAAGCUGCAAUUAGUUCGAAUAGUAAACUUCGACGAAGAAAAUACACAAAUCGAAGGUGAAAUAUUUUCUAUAGCUGCUAGAGAUGCUGUUGUUUUGGAGAGAAUGAAAAUGAUUGCAAUUCUUGAUCCUAGUGGCACAUUAACUUUAUACACAGGAACGGUUUUUGUCUCGAAGGUGCAUGUUGUUGCUGUCAUUCCUUCUUCAUUGCCUCAAAGUAAACCAUCUUGUUCUCCAUUCCCAAGACGAAGUAGUCUUCUUCCAACAGCUUCACAAAAGAGCGAUUCAAAUUUCGAAGAAGAAUUACACAUGUUGUCUCCUGUACACCCACUUCAACCUCUAUUCACGGCUCGAAGUAGUAGUGGUGUUUGCUUAAACCUACGUGAUCCCGCUGGUAAUCGUUUAACGUUAGUUUACCCAACGGGAAAAAUGUAUCGUUUAUCACUGCCACUCAUUAAUGAAACAUACUUUGUAACUCGGUGCAUAGAAGCCUUAAGACAAAUAUUAAAAAGAGAAACGUUUAUUCAGCUAAUAACACAUUGGUAUGGUGCUAGAAAUCCACCUGGAUCCAAGGAUUUUAGUGGCGAAAAAGAAUGGCAGACAUUCAAAACAGUUUUAUCUGAAUUGAUGGGACGAGUAGCGAGUUCUGAUGAUUCGAGCAUAAAUAUUCCAUGCCAACCAGAAGAACCAAAAAAGAGAAGGAAAAAUGAUGAAGUAUUAGAUGGUACCGAUGACGAUUGGGAUUAUCUGGAGUCAAUUUUAAACAGACGCAACAAAGAGGGUCCCUUCAAAGCCAAUUCAAUAAAAUUCAUUGAUUGCAGUGCUUUACUUUUCAAAGAAAUUCCCAAAAUAUUUUUUGCUUUCCAUUUAUUGUAUGAGGACUUGAAACUAGAUAAUACAAUGCAUGAUAGUUUGUGUUCUCUGGGAGAGUUUCUAUAUCAACUAGCAACAGAUAUGCAGCUAACUGCACAUUGCCUUCAUUAUUUUUUGGAUUUUCCUCACCUAGCAAGCAUUAAGUCGCAGAAUAUAUUUACCGAAGAUCAUGCAAAACAAAUGUACCAUAAGAACUUACUGUCAGAACCUGUUCCAAAUAUUUUCCAGCAAGUUGAAAAUAUACUCAAAAACCGAGAAAUCUAUCAAUAUUCAUUUAUAGAGGGUAUAAAUACAAUGAGUAGGAAUGCUUUGCAGUUAAUAUCUCUUAUAAUUCAUGGAUGCAUGAAAAUUAAAAAUUGGAUUAAACUUCUGGAAUUUCCCGAGACAAUGUAUCCGGACAUUCCAAUAAAAAAGAAACGAUUGAUUUCAACAAACGUGCCUUUAUGCGAACAGCUUAUACAAAUGUUAAUUAAUAUGGACAUGACCAGAACCGACGUAGAACGUUUACCAGUUUCUUUGCAUUUAAUAAUUGCUGAGUGCUUAGAACAUGGACGUCUCUCUCCUCCCAUGGGUUGUGCACCACCAACAUACGAGCUCAUUUUGCGGUCUGAAUUGCUUGAACACACUCGUUAUCAAUACUCAACAGAACUAUAUUCGGUGAAGUUUAGCAAGGCUAACAUUGACGCUGAAGACUCUCUAUCACCUCGUUGCCCACCCAAUCCUAAUGGAUUUUCCAGAGCAGAGUCUGCCGAUGAUGAUGGCAUGGAAAAUAUUGAUACGAAAUUGUUAAGUCUACGUUUCCCUGACGAUCUUCGAAUAGCUGAAGUGCGACGUUUGUUGAUAAGUUCCGAACCAGUUCUUAUUGAUAUUGUACAAUCGCCUGGUAUAUCCGAUCAUGAGUUUAUUGAAGAACAAGAAAAACAAUUGUACGCAUUAUGCACAAGAACCAUGACAUUGCCCAUGGGCAGAGGCAUGUUUACUUUACGAACAUCAAUACCAACUCCAACGGAAUCAAUGCCCAUUCCGAAAUUAUGUCUUACCGGAAAAGAACCGGUCAAAGGAGCAACCAUUGAAAUGCAACAAAUUGAAUUCCCUGCAAAUAUGAAUUUAUGGCCAAGUUUUCAUAAUGGAGUUGCUGCUGGUCUGAGAAUUUCACCAAAUGCUAAAGACGUUGAUUCAACUUGGAUUGUAUAUAAUAAACCGAAAGGACCAACUGAAGUUACAACAGAACAUGCUGGCUUUUUAAUGGCCCUCGGCUUAAAUGGUCAUCUUAAAACUCUUUCGUUUAUGAGCAUUUAUGAUUAUUUAGUUAAAUGUGAUGAGAUGACAAGUGUUGGACUUUUAUUAGGAAUCUCGGCUACGCACAGAGGAACAAUGGACACAACAACAACAAAGCUGCUAAGUGUCCACAUUGAGGCCUUAUUACCAGCCACUGCUUUAGAAUUAGAUAUUCCACAGAAUAUUCAAGUGGCUUCUUUGAUGGGAAUAGGUCUUAUCUAUCAAGGAACUGCUAAACGGCAUAUAGCUGAAGUUUUGCUUCAAGAAAUAGGUCGACCUCCGGGUCCUGAAAUGGAAAACAGUGUCGAACGAGAGUCAUAUGCCCUGACAGCUGGCUUAGCCUUAGGUUUGGUUACUUUAGGACACGGUGAAGCUCCAGCUGGACUGAGAGAUUUGCAACUACCUGACACUCUGCAUUAUUACAUGGUUGGAGGCAAUAAAAGACCUUUACUGGGCUCACAGAAAGAAAAGUACAAACUGCCUUCAUUUCAAGUACGAGAAGGUGACACAGUUAACAUUGAUGUCACAGCCCCAGGAGCUACUUUGGCUCUGGGAUUGAUGUUCUUCAAUACUGACAAUAAAGCCGUAGCUCAAUGGAUGGAUCCACCGGAUACGAGUUACCUACUAGAUCUUGUUCGACCAGAUUUGCUUCUUCUACGUACAAUCGCAAGAGGUUUAAUUCUUUGGAAAGAUGUACAACCAAGCUCAGAAUGGUUGUUUGAUCAGUUCCCAGCUAAUCUCAGAUUCGAUAUCAACCGCGGACCUGUACCAAAGAAAGAUCUUACAGAUCAUGAAGCCAUUACACAAGCAUAUUGUAAUAUAAUUUCUGGAGCAGCUGUUUGCAUAGGCCUCAAAUAUGCAGGAACCGAAAAUAAAGACGCUUUCAAAGCUCUUAAGAAAACUAUUAAACUGUUUCUUGGAUUCUCGGGAAAAUACGUUGGAGAAUAUGCUGGACGAGCCACUGUGGAGAGUAGUCUAAUGCUUAUUUUAAUAUCAAUAUCGCUGGUGUAUGCUGGAACUGGAGAUUUGGAAAUAAUGCGAAUGAUUCGUUAUCUGCGCUCAAGAAUUGGCACUGCACACUCUCAAGUUACUUAUGGCUCUCAAAUGGCAAUUCAUAUGUCAUUAGGAUUUCUAUUUCUUGGUGCCGGACGUUAUACACUUUCUAAAAGACCUGAAGCCGUAGCCGCUCUUGUUUGUGCAUUAUUUCCGAAAUUCCCUUGUCACAGUAAUGACAAUAGAUAUCAUCUACAAGCUUUUCGUCAUCUUUAUGUACUCGCUGUGGAACCGAGACUAUUUCUUCCACGAGAUCUCGAUACAAAGAAAUUAUGUCUGUGUCAAAUUUCAUACAUUGAGGUUGGAAAAACAGAACUUAAAAAACUUCCCAUGGCACCAUGUAUGCUACCUGACCUUAGCACACUUAAAUCGGUGAUUGUAGACGAUCAGAACUAUUGGCCAGUGUGCUUUGAAAAAGGACGCAAUUGGGAUCAAUUGGUGAAAGCAUUAGAAGUAUCUGGUUGCAUUGAUAUUAAAAAACGCUCAGGAUGCCAUUCACAUUUAGAUGACCCGGAUCGACUUAAAAGCCUGCUCGCCCAAACACUCACUACUGAACAGUAUACGUGUUGGAAAAUAGAUACUAAAUCUUUAGAAACCUUCUCAUCAGAUCCCAUUGUCAUUGGGUUUACUGAUAGAUUCCUCAGUGUUGAUGCAAGGGAAAAUAAACUUACAAAAGUGGAAUUGGAACGAUACCAACAAUUGAUAGUGAUCUUCUAUAAUUCAGUCAUAAAAGACAAAAUGCACGGUUUACCGAUUUAUUUAUCAAUUGUUAAUACUAUGCAAGCAAUUAAAUCAAAUUCAAAAACCUAUGAUGUUUGGCAACUUAAGCUAAUUGAAAUCUAUACAAGAAUGCAAACGGAAAAUAUUCUAAUUUCAAAGGAAAUUGUUAAUUCUGUUUUGGAAAAUUUAAAGUCAUACAUUGAAAGCUGUCAAGUCUCAUGCAGAAAUCAUUUAAAGAAGUUUAUUACUUCGCAUUGCUUUGAUAGCUUAUGUGAACUAAGUUCAACUGAAAUAUCAAAAGUUCUAGCUGUGGUUGUCUUUUAUGGUAUACUUCCUAAUGUUCUGAGCUUGGUUGAUUUGACUGGAAAAGUGAAUUACAUGCGUUUGUUAUAUGAAUUAAACAAAAUCAACAUGGAGACAAGUACAAUUAAUUGCAUUAUCAAAGUAUUGGAUAUUUCUUAAAUUAUUUGUUAAAAAAUUAUAUUUAGCUUUUUAAGUUUCGCAAAAAAGAUUAUUAAUGAUUGUAUUUGAAUAAAUACUGAA
Molecule: messenger RNA, 6050 nt
Organism: Episyrphus balteatus (marmalade hoverfly)
Lineage: Eukaryota; Metazoa; Arthropoda; Insecta; Diptera; Syrphidae
Gene: shtd
Product: anaphase-promoting complex subunit 1
Exons: 19
Coding region: 279-5969 (1896 amino acids)
Biological process (GO): anaphase-promoting complex-dependent catabolic process; metaphase/anaphase transition of mitotic cell cycle; protein K11-linked ubiquitination
Cellular component (GO): anaphase-promoting complex
Molecular function (GO): molecular adaptor activity
Source: RefSeq, a predicted model, not a curated record